Molecule: messenger RNA, 915 nt
Organism: Colletotrichum paranaense
Lineage: Eukaryota; Fungi; Ascomycota; Sordariomycetes; Glomerellales; Glomerellaceae
Exons: 1
Coding region: 1-915 (304 amino acids)
Source: RefSeq, a predicted model, not a curated record
AUGUCUCGUAACCUGUACGAUCCUCCUUUCCACUACAGCCCACGAAGGCCCUACCCAGCGCGAUACCCGCCGCCGCCCUCGCCGCUUGAGAUUGAGGCAUAUCUCGCGCCGGACUAUUACGUGCGGCCGCCGCACGAACGGGCAUCCUCACCGACCAUGAGCCCCUUAUCGAGUGGUCGACACCGAGAUGACAAUUCCGGAGCCAGGGAACGCGGUCGCCGUCGAGGCGAAAGCAGCGAAGACGAAACUGAGCGCGUUCAGAAAGCCGUGGCAAGCCUCUCGCUCGUUCAGCAGGCUCCGCAAGACCGUGAGGCCGCUGUCCGGUCCCGCCAGUAUCGCCUCAUUCAAAUCAGGCUAUUGCUAGUUCAAGCACAUGACCAGCUUGAAAUUGCACACGAGGUCUACGACGCAGCGUUCCAAAAGUUCCUGGGGCAGGUGGAGAAAAUCAAGGAGUCCGGCCCAGCGACAAGGAAUCAGAUAUGGGUCGACAUGAUAUCGAAGGAUGCAGAGAAAGGCAAGAAGGAGGCGGACAGGGAAAGAUCGCCGCCGCCGCUCAACUUCGAUGCAGUAAUGGCGCAGGUGGAGACAUGUUUGCAGUCACUUGAAGGCGCUCAGAUGAAGAACUCGCCGCCAGCUUCAGGCUUUGACGACAAAUCACCAGACGCCGAGGGCCAAUUCAAGGUGGUCGUUGACGCUGUCAGGGAUAUCGUCGACCUGGCCGCAAAGGCCCCAGAGGAGAAUCUCGUUUGCGAAGAUCUGGUGGAGCGCCUCGAUAGAGCUCGGAGUCUGGCCGAUACCACUUCUAACGUCUGGAGAGCCGUGCUAUCUAAAUUGCCGGCUAGAAGCAUGGGAAGCACAAAGUCCAAAGAUCCAGAUUGGACCGCUAGUAACGAAGGGCAACAGUCGGGAUCUUAG